Molecule: messenger RNA, 1674 nt
Organism: Pochonia chlamydosporia 170
Lineage: Eukaryota; Fungi; Ascomycota; Sordariomycetes; Hypocreales; Clavicipitaceae
Product: cytochrome P450 78A3
Exons: 1
Coding region: 1-1674 (557 amino acids)
Molecular function (GO): oxidoreductase activity, acting on paired donors, with incorporation or reduction of molecular oxygen; heme binding; iron ion binding
Source: RefSeq, a predicted model, not a curated record
AUGUUGCUCGAUGGCCUAGCCCUGGCUGGAGGAGCCUCAUAUGUCCUCGCAAGCACAGCACCACAAUACUCACUGGGCUUAUGGAAGACAGCAUCACUCAUCUUUUUUGCGUACUUUUUCACAAUCCAGAUAUGGCGCGUCAUUCUCUAUCCACGUUUCUUCAGUCCUCUUCGCCACCUACCGCACGCACCAGAUGGUCACUGGCUGUGGGAUCAAACUGGACGAAUCCUCAAAGAGCCUUCUGGUAUUCCCAUGCGCGACUGGGUUGACAAUGUGCCAAACGACGGAUUGAUUACCUAUUCCACGUGGUUUGAACAACGAGUACUUGUAGCCAAUCCGAAAGGUCUCGCCGAGGUUCUGGUAACCAAGAACUAUGACUUUACGAAGCCCAAGCAGUUUAGCCAAAGUCUGGGCAGGGUCUUAGGACUAGGUAUCUUAUUCGCCGAGGGCGAUGAGCACAAAAGACAACGAAAGAAUCUCAUGCCAGCAUUUGCCUUCCGCCACAUCAAAGACCUGUAUCCGACGUUCUGGAAGAAGUCAGGCGAGAUGGCUCGCGCCUUGUCCGAGACUAUCAAUGCGAAGUCCAGCCCCAGCACGGCCAGCAAGGAGACAGCCGAUGCUGAUGACAAAGUAAAGCACGCCCCUGGUGCAAUUGAGGUGUAUGACUGGAGCUCUCGUGCUACCCUCGACAUCAUCGGAGUAUCCGGCAUGGACCGGGACUUCAACUCUCUCCAGGACCCAACCAACAAGCUAAAUCAAACUUACAAGUCUGUUUUCAACCCUGGCAGAGUCGGGAAUCUUCUCAGACUGGUGGGCAUCUUUGUACCCAUUUCACUGCUCCGCCUACUGCCAUUGAAGCGGAACGCCGUUAUAAGAGACGCCGUCUCCUAUAUUAAGUCGGUCUGCCGGGAUCUUAUCGUCGAGAAGCGCGAGAGGCUCAGCACCGAGAAAAAAGCAUCCAAGGCAGAUAUCGACAUUAUUUCUGUUGCGCUCGAGUCCGACGCCUUCAGUGACGAUGACCUCGUGAAUCAAAUGAUGACAUUCCUCCUUGCGGGACAUGAAACGACAGCCACAGCCAUGGCAUGGGCCUUGUACGUGCUCUGCAAACACCCAGACAUUCAAACAAAGCUGCGCAAAGAAAUCCAAUCGAAACUGCCAUCUCUUGACGACGACAUUACCGCCACCGACAUUGACAAUUGCUCCUACCUGCAAGCCUUCUGCAACGAAGUCCUGCGAGUAUGGGCGCCCGUUGCCUUGACCAUGCGUGUAGCUGCAAAGGACACCAGCAUCCUCGGGCAGUUCAUUCCCAAAGGCACCAUCAUCAUUCUUUGCCCAUGGGCUGUAAACAUGUCCGAACAGCUCUGGGGCGCAGAUGCCAAGGAAUUCAAGCCGGAACGCUGGCUUGACGCCGAGGGACGCACGAAUAAGAGUGGAUCUGCGGACUCAAAUUUCUCGUUUUUGACGUUCCUACAUGGCCCACGAAGCUGUAUUGGUCAGAAGUUUGCCCAGGCAGAGUUUGCGUGCCUGAUUGCGGCGUGGGUUGGUAGCUUUGAGACGAGGUUUGAGGAUGGAGGAGCGCUGGCGAGUGGUGAAACGCCAGAUAUUGCUGGGGGAGUCACGUCGAAGCCAAAGGGGGGAUUGUGGGUGCAGCUGAAGGAGGUUGAGAAGCAAUAA